Messenger RNA from Rhinolophus ferrumequinum (greater horseshoe bat), 731 nucleotides. Its product is annotated as natural killer cells antigen CD94-like. The transcript has 6 exons. Gene Ontology annotation, biological process: positive regulation of natural killer cell mediated cytotoxicity; stimulatory C-type lectin receptor signaling pathway. Bases 172 to 714 code for a protein of 180 amino acids. The record is from RefSeq and is a predicted model, not a curated record. Lineage: Eukaryota; Metazoa; Chordata; Mammalia; Chiroptera; Rhinolophidae.
CAUGAUUGAAGAACACCGCUGGAAUAUACAAUUUUUCUUUUCCUUUUCUUUAAAUUUCUACAUAUACAACGUUCAGAUUAUUAGCCUCCAGCUGAAUUCUGUGAUCCAAAAACGUGCUUCUUGAAAAAGCGCAUAUCGUGUCUUACCGGUAUCGACAUUGGAAUAUUUCUCAUGGCAGCUUUUCACACCACUCCAUGGAGGUUGAUUUGUGGGAUCUUAGCGGUAAUAUGUCUUCUGUUGAUGGCUGCUUCGGGAAUAUUGUUGAAAAAUUUAUUUUCUAAACAAAGAAUUCAGCCAACAUCAUCACCAGGAACCACGGAACCCCAGGAAGGCUCUGCAUGCUGUUCUUGUCAAGAAAAGUGGAUUGGAUACCGAUGCAGCUGUUACUUCAUUUCUAAUGAAAUGAAAACUUGGGCAGAAAGCAGGGAUUUCUGUGCCUCUCAGAAUUCCAGUCUGCUUCAGCUGCAAAACAAAGAUGAACUGAGUUUCACAAACAAUAUCAAAUUUUUUUACUGGAUUGGACUGUCUUACAAUGAAGAACAUGGUGCCUGGUUGUGGGAGGAUGGCUCUGCUCUCUCCCCAGAUCUAUUUUCAUUCUCUCAAACUGUAAAUACACGAAACUGCAUAAUAUAUAGCACAAGCACAAGGACAAGUGUUCUGCGUGAAGCUUGUGAAAAAGAAAAUCGUUAUAUCUGUAAGAAGCAGCUUAUUUAGUUGUUUCUUAGAGUAGA